This is a messenger RNA of Thelazia callipaeda (thelaziosis nematode), 1914 nucleotides long. The record is from the annotation of a GenBank genome assembly. NCBI's taxonomy places the organism in Eukaryota, Metazoa, Nematoda, Chromadorea, Rhabditida, Thelaziidae.
AUGAAAAAAAGCAAAUCAAAAAAGUUAACGUCUCAAAGUGUGAAUACCACACGAUUUCCUGCAUUUGAAAGAUUAAGUCGUGAAAGAUCGAGUACAAGUACUGUAACAUCAUCCCAACAUACUUUAGUAUUGCUGGGAGCUUCGAGGGUAGGAAAGACUACCCUUGCAAGUCAGUUUUUAUGGAACGAAUUUAUCAAGGAAUAUAGACCAACAGUGGAAGAAUUUAACUGGAUUGAAUACAUCAACGAUGAUGGCAACGAAAAACUUUUACAGGUAAUUGAUACUAGUGGAUCGCAUGAUUUCUUGGCUAUGAGGCAUUUGUAUGCAAAAUUGGGUGAUGUCUUUAUUGUGGUAUUUGCUGCAGACGAUCCCAUAUCAUUUGACGAAGCUAAAGGUAUUGUUCAGGAAAUUCGAGAACGAAAUAAUAAGCGAGCACCAAUAUUUUUGGUAGCAAAUAAAAUUGACUUAUAUAAUUCAGAAGAAUUGUGGGCUUCAAAAGAAUUCAGAACUUAUGCUAUCAAAAAUAAGCUUCACUUUGCUGCUAUUUCUGCUAAAAAUACUGCUCAGGUGACCGACACAUUCCGGCGAGUUCUAGGAGAAAUCGGUAAUUUUCAUCCAUCAGAAAUGAAAAAACGUCGUCAGUCAAUGCCGAAUGCUCGCAAUAAUGGUGGCGUGGAAGUAAAUGAUAUCAAACGGUUAGCCCGCAGGCACGUUGUAGCAACAAUGACUAUUUCUUAUACGGGUAACUUUUGUCGCCUUCUCAUUCGUUGGAAAGGAAGUUUAUGGCGUUUAGUAUGGAAAGAAUUGCUCAUUUUUCUUAUCUUGUACUACUUUAUUCGGCUAUUUUACUAUCACGUCUUACCACUUUUUGAUCAAGACAAUCCCGAAAAGUAUAAAAAUGAAUUUGAACGAAUCGCAAUAAUGUUUGAUCAGUACACGAAGCUUAUACCUUUAACCUUUUUGUUAGGCUUUUACGUAUCCAAUGUUGUUAUCAGAUGGUGGAAGCAGUUUGAAUGUUUGCCUUGGCCAGAAGAUCUGUUAUCACUAUUAUGCAUGAUAAUACCGAAUAAUGACGAAAAAAGUCAACUGCGAAGACAUACUAUAGCUCGAUACGUAAACUUAUCCGCUGCCCUUGUCUACCGUGAGAUAUCAAGUAAGAUUCGACGUCGUUUUCCAGCCUUAUCAGAUUUGGUAGAAAGUGGACUUUUGACAGAUUCUGAAUUAAAAUCACUAACUGAAACUGCGCAAGAAAUAAAAAAUGUACGAUGGAUGACACCUCUUCAUUGGGUACAACAAAUAGUUACCGAUGAAAUCACCGAUAACGCACCAAAUGCAGCUCUCGUAAACCAAUUUAUUCAAGAAUUAAAAACUUACCGAAUAGCAUUUCGUAAAUUAUUCUCGUAUGAUUGGAUAUGCGUACCACUGGUAUACACCCAAGUAGCAGCAUUAGCAACCUACGCACAUUUUGGCUUUUGUCUACUAGGACGACAAUAUUUGGAUCCAUCAAAGAAUUAUAAAAAUUAUGAAGUAGAUCUAAUCAUUCCAAUAUUUACAAUCGUCCAAUUUUUAUUCUUUGUUGGUUGGUUUAAAGUAGGUCAGGACCUUAUGCGCCCUUUUGGUAUGGAUGAUGAUGAUUUUGAACUUGAUUACAUCUUUGAACGUAAUGUUACUACAUCAUUUGCUAUUGUAGAUCGACUUCAAAUUCUUCAUUAUGAGCCAAUAACCAGAGACAAAUUGUGGACUUUAGACAGUUCUGGAACAAUUUCAAUGCCACGAACUGGUGUGGCUGAUCGGUAUAAGCAACGUAAGCCUCUUAGGUACAUUCCAUCGUAUAAAGCUGGUGAAAAUCUCGAUACGGAAGGUGGUUUAAUGAAAUGCAUUGCGUGGAGGAAGAAAUGGCACGGAUAUGAGUGA